Molecule: messenger RNA, 1458 nt
Organism: Cynoglossus semilaevis (tongue sole)
Lineage: Eukaryota; Metazoa; Chordata; Actinopteri; Pleuronectiformes; Cynoglossidae
Gene: bglapl
Product: bone gamma-carboxyglutamate (gla) protein, like
Exons: 4
Coding region: 382-1086 (234 amino acids)
Biological process (GO): osteoblast differentiation; regulation of cellular response to insulin stimulus; response to vitamin K
Cellular component (GO): extracellular region
Molecular function (GO): hydroxyapatite binding; calcium ion binding; structural constituent of bone
Source: RefSeq, a predicted model, not a curated record
ACGUUUCUCAGCGUUCACUGUGUUGCUGCAUCUGUCCUGAUUCAUGGAUUCCUGGUUUCUCUGUAACUGGAGGUCUUCAUGCAGCUCCAUCCACUUCACCCGGCGAGUGCACGAAAUUGUUGUGGCCACAGUUUCUGAGUGGGUGAAUGAGUUUGUAGAUUCAGUGCCAGAGGCGGCGUGGGUGUAAGAAAAGGCUUCAUGACAAGUGGAAGCGGAAACAUUGACAUUUGAUACCUCGUCCAAUCAGAGGGUUAUCUCUGUGCCGGUCCGCUCUGACACAGGACAUGGACGAGAGUAUAUAUAUUCACCUCAAGUUUGGGGAAAAGAAACAGAACUAUAGCAAGUGACUUGUCCACGGGCAGAAACCAAUAAGGAGGCAUCAUGAAGACUCUGGCUCUCCUCUCCGUCUGUGCUCUUCUCUCAGUGUGCUGGUCCAUGGGAGCCAUUGAACCAGAGGUGGUGGUGGACGAUGCUGCCGACACAGCCACUGAAGCCGCACCUGUUGACUCCGCAACCUCUGCUUCGGACUCUUCAUCCUCCUCUGAGUCCGACUCAGCUUCAUCCUCCGCAUCAGACUCUGACUCGUCCUCCGACUCGUCCGCAUCCGACUCCAACUCGAGCUCAGACUCCUCUUCCUCUUCCUCGGAAUCCUCAGAGUCUUCAUCAUCCGAGUCCAACGAGGCCUCUUCCUCAGAGUCCUCCUCUUCCGAGUCUGCCUCCUCCGAGUCCAACUCUGCCUCAGACUCUUCCUCUUCUUCCUCAUCUUCCUCUUCCUCAUCUGAGUCCACGAGCACUGAGGGUAUGCAUGGCUUUCUCUCAGAUGAAGUUUCUAGAAGUUUCUGUGAUUCUGAGAAGUUCAAUGUGUCAUUUGUGACUUUUUCUUCUGCAGCAUCUCCAGUUGUUGCCAAGAGAGACCUGGCUGCUGUUCUCCUGAGGAGCAGAAGAGCAGUCGGAGGAGAACUCACCCCUCUCCAGUUGGAAAGCCUGAGAGAGGUGUGUGAAGUGAACGACGCCUGUGAUGAGAUGGCCGAAACUGCAGGUAUCGUUGCUGCGUACAUCGCCUACUACGGACCAGUUCCCUUCUAAGUGAAAAACUGAUCUUUCAUCCUUGAUGAACUGUUUUCUUUGACUUAGUAUUUGAAACGUGCAAUAAACCCCAAAAAGUCCAAAAAGGACCUGAUGAUCUAAAGGAUUUGUUAUGAUAGAAUUUUUUUUAGCCUUUCAUUUUUUUGUUUUACUUAGUUUACUUUGCACAACUGACCCUGAAUGAAGAAGCAUCUUGCAGGCUUUAGAGAGAGGCACAUGGAAACGCAGACCUGUGGAGAAUGCAGUGGCCCGUAACCAAACUAAAUUAUUCUUCUGUUCUACAGUACAACAGAUGGUGCUACACGUGCAGAUGUAUUGAAAAUGUAUAUUUUAUGUAGUUGUUGUAACAUGCUUAGAUUAAAUAGUAGCCGU